GCGGAUAUAAAGUUGGGGCGCCUGCCCGGGCUGCGGCGCCCGCCUCGCCGCGGCUGGGGGCGGCGGUUACAUAACGCGAUCCCAGCCGGCUCCGGCUGCUGCCGGGCGGGGAGGGGUCCGCCAGGCGGGCCGGCUCAGCGCGCCGGCGGGCGGCUCGGCGGAGGGGUGGCGGCAGCCGGAGGGCUGCCCGCCGAAGGCUUUUUCCCUCGCCGGGGGGGGGUGCUCGUUCUCGGCGUACCGCGCUUCCCCCCCCCCCCCGCCCCCGCCCUCCGCUUCUCCCCGCAGCCAGCCCGGGGCAUCGCCGACAGAGCUGCUGUCCCGCGUUGCAUAAUGUGCCGGCGGGGAGCCGGCCGCUGCGGCCGCGAGGGGCGGAGAGCCGCGUCCCGGCAGCCGGCCGUGCCUCGACACCGAAACCACCGGGCGUUGCGCGCCGCCAGAGCCUGCCGGCCAGAUCCACCCCCACGCACCCCCACCCCGCUUUCCGGGCGGCGCGGGGGGGACGUUGCCCGCGGGCAAGCGGGAUUAAUGGCAGCGGCCCGGCCCAUGUCCCCGCGCCGCGCGGGGCUGCGCUCGCCUCAGCCCGCUUCGUCACUUUUGUCGCUGUUUUUCAGGGGCUGCGGGACCGAUCGCAUAAUAGUUCCUGGAAAUUUUGCAUUAUGUAACCACAGAAUUUGCUGGCAGCCGGGCUGGGAAGAGGGAGCUAAUUAUGCCAUUUUAUAAUCUCGCUACAAAGAAGCUAGGGCAAUCUCGACCUGAAAAAAGCCCUCCCAAAACCCGUAGCUGUAACAGAUUUUGCUGAAGUGCGUUUAGUAAGGGAAGUAGACAACUGGGUAAGUGGGGAGGCAAGGCGCGCUCGCCGGCUGCGUGCCGGCAGCCUUAAAACGAGAUUUGUGUUGGUCUAUAUUUAGCCCCAUCGCAUUUUAGCAAUUGUGGCUUCAUGUGCUAUUUCUGGUCUUUUCUCCAGAGCUGUGCGUGUAGACGUUCGAGGCCAUUUGCUCGGAUUUUAAACUCCACGCCUUCAGAGACGUUUUGAUAAGGCUGUAUUUUUAGGAAGGCAUUUCGCCCAGACGCUGAGCCAUCUCUCCGAUCAUAGUGUUGGACAAAUACCGAAGUACCAAAUGCCAAAGAUCACUUUGAACUGGAGCCCAUACAGGUUUUUAAGAAAAUUCCCAUCGCCUCUGCCAAGAAAAUUGAUUCUAGACACUUCUGUCUGAGAAUAUGAAAGAAAAGGAAGAAUGUGUGUGGAUUUAAAGUUACUGUAUUUAACAAGUUGUGGAGUGAGUAGUACUGGGGAAAUAGCUUGCUCUGUUGCUCAUUGUAGAUCUACAAAGUGUUUCUGAUGCAGCUGAGAAAAAUGCAGACCCUUAAAAAGGAACACGGACCUGUUGACACAAGUAGCAAUGUGGACAAAAUCAUGGUACUUAAGUCUACUUUAGCAGAAGUGUCUGAAGAAUUGUCUACAAGUGAAGAUAUACUACUUACUGAAGCAAGUAGUGGAAAAAGCAAAUCUUCAGCUUGCCGGAGAAAGCGAGAAUUCAUUCCAGAUGAAAAGAAAGAUGCUAUGUAUUGGGAGAAAAGGCGGAAAAAUAAUGAAGCUGCCAAAAGAUCUCGUGAAAAACGACGACUAAAUGACCUUGUCUUAGAGAACAAACUAAUUGCACUGGGAGAGGAGAAUGCCACUUUGAAGGCAGAGCUGCUUUCAUUGAAGCUAAAGUUUGGUUUAAUUAGUUCUGCAGCCUAUGCUCAAGAGAUACAGAAACUCAGUAGCUCAACAACUGUUUAUUUCCAAGACUAUCAGAGUUCCAAAUCAAAUAUUAACUCAUUUGUAGAUGAACAUGAACCAUCUAUAGUUGGUAGCAGUUGCAUUUCUGUCAUUAAACAUUCUCCUCAAAGUUCAAUGUCCGAUGUGUCUGAAAUAUCAUCUGUAGAGCAUACUCAACCAAGUCGUAUACAAAGCAACUGCAGAAGUCCUGAAAAUAAAUUCCAGAUUAUAAAACAGGAGCCCAUGGAAUUAGAGAGAGAGCCAAGAGAUGACAGAGGUUCAUAUAAAACAUCCAUAUAUCCAAACUACAUGGGAACUACCUUUAAUGUGUACUCACAUUCUCCUCCUCUCUUGCAAGUUAAUAGGUCCUCCAGUAAUUCUCCCAGAACAUCAGAAACCGAUGAUGGUGUAGUUGGAAAGUCAUCUGAUGGAGAAGAUGAACAGCAGGUUCCUAAGGGUCCAAUCCAUUCCCCAGUUGAACAUAAAAAUGUUCAUGCAACAGUUAAAGUUCCAGAAGUGAAUUCUUCAGCUUUGCCUCACAAGCUUCGAAUUAAAGCCAAAGCCAUGCAAGUUAAAGUGGAAGCAAUGGAUAAUGACUAUGAUGCAACACAGAAAUUGUCAUCACCCAUUGACAUGUCCUCAAAAAGACAUUUUGAGCUUGAAAAACAUGGUGCACAAAACUUGGUGCAUUCUUCUCACACUCCUUUCUCGGUUCAAGUGACUAACAUCCAAGACUGGUCACUUAAACCAGAACUCUGGCAUCAGAAGGAACUCAAUGUAAAAAUUCAGAGUGGUUGCAAAACUGGAGUUGCUGAAAUAAAAGACAAUCUCUACAAUGUCUCUGAGUCAGAGAACCUGUAUUUGAAGCAGGGCAUAGCAAACUUAUCUGCAGAGGUUGCUUCACUUAAAAGACUUAUAACUACACAACAAAUCUCUGCGUCAGACUCUGGUUAAGUUACUACUGAAUAAAGGCUAAUUGUUUUAAAGGAUGUCAUUUGCAGUAGAUCAAUAUGUUUUGUAUUAUGCUGAAUUUUCACUGGACUUGUGAUGUCAUUUCACUGUAAUGUUCACAUAAUGUCUGAUGGGUGUCUUUUUGUGCACAAAUUAUUAUGAAGACUAGGUUGUGUUAUGAUCACUAUGCCUUGUGUAUAGUCAAGUAGCCUGUACAAAGGCUGUAUAUAGUGAACUUUAUUUUCUUUUUGUUCUACUAUAAAGCGUGCAAGUUACCAGCUACAAUAAAACAUUGGUGACAAACACAGAACAUCUACUCCAGUUCAGUUGAUUUUAUGAACUUGUAAAUAAGUUGUUAAUUAAAAACUGGCUUUUUCUUACACUGUGCUCAACUUCACUUACGUGUUUGGUUUUUACAGCCUAACAACCAAAUUACAAUUUACAACAUGUUUAAUCCUUCUGGCCACCUUUUUCCUUAACACAUUUUUUUAGAAGAGAAUAGAAAUAAAGUGAAUAUUUAUAAAAGAAACAGUACCAAUUUAUAGCCUUAGCCUUCUUUAACUUAUUUAUUAGUAGAAGUUAACCAAAAACCAUGCAAAUUCUAACCCAGUAAUUAAUAUUGACAACUUUUUUUCUCCUGUUUCAAAUGAGACAGUAAUGAGUGUCCUGAAUGGUUUAUUGUGACAAACCAAUUUUUCAAUAUUAUAACUUGGUGUUUUAGAUGUAAUUAGUUAAGUUGGAUUUGUGCAUCUGCAAAGUUUUCAGAGCCUUGCAGUGACAGAAUUGCACAGCACCAUCUUUGUCAAGGGGUGGCUUGUGCAUGCAAGGGGUGCAGGCAGGGAAAGGAGAGUGCACCAAGGCUGCCUAAAAGUCUGUCCCUCUUGCAUACCAUGGUUCUUUUAACGGCAGACCGUGGGCCACCUAUAGAUGAAGGAUAAGGCUACUGGAUCUGUAAACUCUGAGCUCAGCUAGGCAAAUAUCUACCUAAGGGGCAGGCAAUAGUAGUAGCAGAGUUAGAGGAGAUCAUCUGCUAUUUUAGUUCCCAGUAUGGGACAUAAUGCAAUUUUAAGUAUGAAGUCAGUCUUGCCACCAAUUUGGCCUUGGUUUCAACGGCUUAGUUAACGGAACUGGAAUACCCUGGCUCACUACAGGGCAAUUUGCAAGAACUUCUGUAAAUGUAGAAUAGAGCCUAUGUGAAGAACUGCACAGUCCAGAUACUACUAGCCCCUUGGAAUUUAUGCAGAUUGUAAGUUCUUCACUUGAUGACCGGUCAGGGCUGUGGUGCUCUUUGUCUUUGAGAAGAGCCGUUGAACCACGGAGACUAGAAUUGCAUCACAUAUCCUUGGUUUGGCUAACCAAAGUCUUUCAUUUAAAAUUAAUAAUAAUUUAUGAAUAGAGCAUAGACUUGGCAGAGGUUCUUUUCAUGAUACUUCCCCCUUCUUUUAACGUACUAAUAAAUCAGACUAACAAAUAAGCUUCUUCUUAAAAAGCUUUUUAUUACUUGCCAUACUAUAUAAUGAAUGGAACCUUUCCAUAGACUUAAAAUACUAAUUAAGAAAACAAUACAUAGGUAUUGUUUUUUAAAUUCAUACUUGACUUGAGUGAGAGGAAGUUUGUCAAUUUUUUGGGGAUAUGAAGAGGAGUCUGAGUCACUCCCAAUAGCUCUGAAGCUUGAUCCAGCAGUCAAGGCAAUGGCAAAACUCCCUGAUUUCAGCAAGGCCAGGAUUUGAUUCUGUACCUUUUCAGGAGCUGAUGAUUCACAGUCAUGUUCUGGGAGGACCUUGGCACAGAAAUCACUGGUACUUUCUGAGCUUUUUUGAGCCUUCUAACUGCUGUGCUGUAUUUGUGGCAUUCAGAGUUAAUAAACUGUUAUUCUUUUUUCAUGCCUUAAUAAUACAAUAGACCCCAUAGCUGGGCUCUGUAUGUAUUUGGUAAUUAAUAUAGAUGACAUUUCAAUGUUACUGAAAAUAAGCUCAGGAUUAUUGCAUGAAAUGUAAACAUUUGCAUUGAAUGAUGGGGAUAUGAGACAUGAGGCAGUGAUUGCUACUGUCUCUUUGCUUGCUAAGUAUCUUCUGUAAGCAACAAUAAAAUUCUUUAAGUAUUUUGCAUAUUAUUUAUCACAUGUAAUGUGUUCAAGGAGAGGACUUAAAACUCUCAGUGUUGCCAUCUGUGUAAGCCUAGAUCUAUUGGGUUUUUUUCCAUUUCUUGUUACAGUUGUUUGUCAUAAUGGAAGAAUGUUGUCCUCUUUCUAGCUCAUUAUAUAUUUUGUGUAUCUGUUUUGUGCAAUUAAUACUUAACAGUAAUGAUGUAGUUAAUUUGUUGAAGGAUGUCAUUGCAAGAAAGUUAUAGCAUGGAGCUUAGGAGCACAAUCAGAUGUUAUUUAUACUCCCUUUAUACCUUAGUGUUAUGCUUCAUUUGAAGAAAGAAAUAAAUAAUUUGUCUUUUGUUCAAAAC
This is a messenger RNA of Tyto alba (common barn owl), 5167 nucleotides long. It is a transcript of the gene NFIL3, whose product is annotated as nuclear factor, interleukin 3 regulated. Gene Ontology annotation, molecular function: DNA-binding transcription factor activity; DNA binding. The record is from RefSeq and is a predicted model, not a curated record. The coding region runs from base 1340 to 2716 and encodes 458 amino acids. Gene Ontology annotation, biological process: circadian rhythm; transcription by RNA polymerase II; regulation of DNA-templated transcription. The transcript has 3 exons. Gene Ontology annotation, cellular component: nucleus. NCBI's taxonomy places the organism in Eukaryota, Metazoa, Chordata, Aves, Strigiformes, Tytonidae.